AUGCCGACCAAUCAUCAGAAACAGGCCGCCCAUGCCCCGGCAUCGCCGCGGAACACCUCCAAGUAUACCAACAAGGAUGGCUCCAAGUUCAUUACGGUCCCCAAGGGAGCGGCUGCCGAGUCGUCUCAGCCCUCGACCCCCACAUCCAACAAACCGUCCGAGUCUCUCCCCGAAUCCACUUCGCAUAAUAGCCCUAUGCAAACGGUGAACCGGAAGAAACAAAAGCGUCGGCAAAAAGCUGCGGCCAAGGCUGCUGCUGAGCAGCAAAUCGUCAAUGGGCAUACAAACCGGUCUUCGCAAUCGCGUCCGAGUCGACCCGAGCCGGUCGACUACGAGGACGUCAAUAGCGAGGAUGAUGAAGGGUACGAGUAUGAGGCGGCGCACGAAGUAACCAAUGGUCACCCGCAACAGCCCUUGAAAUCUAAGAAGACGAAAAAGAAGAAGAAGAAGAAGGGACCGUCAGGACCAGACGACAAUGAUGCGCUUCCGUCUCGCGUACGUUCUCCUGGGGUGCAGGCGCGAGGGUCGGGCAUGUCCAGGGACAAGAUCUGGAGUACUAGUAAUCAAGAGGAGCGGGAGCGCAUCAAGGAGUUCUGGCUUGGCUUGGGCGAGGAUGAACGAAAAUCUCUGGUUAAGGUCGAGAAGGACGCAGUUCUGAAAAAGAUGAAGGAGCAGCAAAAGCACACGUGCAGUUGCACUGUGUGUGGGAGGAAGCGCACUGCCAUCGAGGAAGAGUUGGAAACGCUCUACGACGCAUAUUAUCUCGAACUCGAGCAGUUUGCCAACCAAGGAGAUGGUCCCCCCAUUCUUGCAUCUACCCGCGAUUUCUCGUCACACCCAUUCCGAAAUAUGCACUCACAAUACCCACCGCAGUCUCCGUCGCACGGACGAAUAGUGGAACAUGUGGGCGAGGAGGAGGAUGACGAUGAUCUAGAGGAGGUGUACAGCGAAGAUGAAGGCGACGACGAAGAGUACAGCGACGACGAACCCCCCGAAGAAUACCACAAUCCUCCGGAUCGCGAUGUGGCAGAUUUCUUGACAUUCGGCAAUAGCCUCCAGGUCAAGGGUACGCAGCUUCUUGAAUCUCUUCUCCACAGAUAUGGUAACAUGGACUUAGGCGGCAUUCUCACCGUUGCGGAUGACCUUCUCAAAAAUGACGGUAAGCGUUUUAUCGAAAUGAUGGAACAGCUUGCCGAACGUCGCAUGGCCCGAGAAGAAGACGCCAGAGAGCACUUUUCUCGUGGUUACGGUCAUCCCAACGGCUCAUAUUCCAACCCUCAUAAUCAUCCUUCUCCUGAAGACGACGACUACGAGGAGGAGGAGGAAGAGGAAGAGGAAGACUACGACGAUAGUCAGGAUGAAGAGUAUGAGGAUGAAGAGGUAUUAUCAAACCCCUCUAUGCUGCCGUCGAGGUCCCAUACUGAGUGCUGCUGCCAGGAUCCCAUGACCGAGGAGCAACGAAUGGAAGAAGGUCGCCGGAUGUUCCAAAUUUUUGCCGCUCGUAUGUUUGAACAACGAGUACUGUCUGCUUACAAGGAAAAGGUUGCCAAAGAACGGCAAGCAAAGCUGAUAGAGGAGCUUGAGGAGGAGGACCGAAAAGAGGACGAACAAAAGGCAAAGAAAGCUAAGAACGCACAGAAGAAGAAAGAAAAGGCCGCCCAGAAGAAGCAGGCGGCCGCGGAAGAGAAAGCCCGUAAAGAAGCAGAGAAGGCCGCGGAAGAGGCUGCGCGCAUCGAAUCCGAGCAACGGCGAGCAUCUGAGCAACGACGCAAAGCCGAAGAGAAACGAAAGCAGAAGGAAGCGCAGAAGAAGGCUGAAGAGGAGGCUCGUCUGAAGAAAGAAGCAGACAGGCAACGUCGGAUCCACGAACAGCGUGAAAAACAGGCCGAGCAAGAGCGUAAAGCCCGUGAAAGCAAAGAUCGUGAGAAGAAGUUGAAGGAGGAUCAGCGAUUGAAAGAAAAGGAGGCCCGCGAGCUAAAGGAGCGGGAGGCAUUGGAGAGGAGAGAGAAGCAGGAGCGUGACAAGCGUGAAAAGGAGGCCCGCGCUAAGGCACACAGAGAGGCGCAAGAUGCAAGGGAGAGGGCAAAGGAGGAAGCCAUUCCGAGCAAGCCAUCGUCAGUGCAGCCGUCCCUUCCGUCUCCUCACCAGGCUCAGCUCUCCCCGUCCAUUUCCAAACGCACGCCGCAACCACCCAUCUCAAUUCCCACAGUACUCCCUCAACAUCCUCCUAAUCCCUCAGCGUUCGCUUCCCCGAAAGUACCAGUCGCAACCCCUGCGAUGUCAAAGGUGCCAACGCCAAUACGAGCACGCGCGCUCUCCCAGCAACCAGACGUGCCUCAUCUAAGUUCUGCAACAUCGCAAUCAGGAUCAGGAGCAAGCCAAAACCCUUCACCUCACCCGGAUUCUACAACCCACUCUAGCCCUCGACCAAUUGGGCAACAGCGGAAGGAGAGCGUAAGUUUUACUAGUCCAUUACCGCCGUCCUCGCCUCACAGCGUCCAGUCAAGUCGGCCAAGUAUCUCGACACCAGUACAGGGCCUGCUACCCUUGGCUAUGCAACCCCCUCCCGGGCUAGCUCAUCAUCCCCCGCCACCAGGAUUUCCAAGUCGAAUGGGCCAUGAGCAGAUGUUGCCUCCAGGCUUUCGCCCUGGCCCGAAUAUGAUGAUUCCACCGCCUGGCAUCAACGGUCCCGGUGGCCGUGGGUUCUCUCCUGUGCCUCUACCCCCCCCUGGAUUUGCCCAGGCGCCUGAUUUCCCCAUGGGGCAAGGGUUCCCAAUGCCAAAAGAUCCAUCCCCCCCUCACCAUACACAUGUCCGUCAGGGAUCUACUGGUUUUGAUAGCGCCUCUUCUGUCCCUGCACAACCGAUCGGACGUCCUGCACCCAUUGGUAGGCCCGGGAGCAUAACCCAAGGCCGCUCUGGGGAGGACAAGGAUGACGAAACUCAACAUCUGGGCAGCCGGGCUCUCCUUGGAGAUGACGAGCCUAUCGCACCGGAAGUUGGCCCUGCCAGUCUUCGCAAUCAGCCACCCGGUCCACGUCAGGGUGGUUUUGGGCCUAAUCCGUUCCUAGAUACAGGUUUUGGUCUCAACCACAACCCUUGGGGUCCUCCAUCAGGUGCCGGUCAUCACUUCCCACCACCCCCAGGGUUAUCUGGACCGACCUGGGGGCCUCCAGGUAUUCCUCCACCUUUCGCCAUGCCGUCUCCAGCUUCUGCCAUGAGUCCCAUGCGGUUGAAUCCCACGGGUAACCUCCACCUCCGCCCGUUGCUCGUUCAAUUAUAUAAAGAUCUAAGCAAUACCAGUCACGUGGAUUCUGAGGGUUACAUAAACCUGCGCCUUUUCAAGGUGCAUCUUGAGGCACAACAAGGUGACGCACCCCACGACCAAGAUUUAUUUGACUACUUGGAGAAUGACAACGGCUCCGGCAUGGGUGGCGGUAAAUUCGAACUUCGAGUAGCUCACGGCAGUCCAAGGGUUCGGUGGAGUGCACCCAACGAUGUACCCAGCCCACCGAGCUGGCCGCUGGGGGCAGCUGGUGCACUCGGAAGCCCAGUAGCAGGGCCAGCGUCGCUACGAGGGAUCUAG
Molecule: messenger RNA, 3585 nt
Organism: Clonostachys rhizophaga
Lineage: Eukaryota; Fungi; Ascomycota; Sordariomycetes; Hypocreales; Bionectriaceae
Source: the annotation of a GenBank genome assembly